This is a messenger RNA of Jatropha curcas, 3976 nucleotides long. The record is from RefSeq and is a predicted model, not a curated record. NCBI's taxonomy places the organism in Eukaryota, Viridiplantae, Streptophyta, Magnoliopsida, Malpighiales, Euphorbiaceae.
CCUUCGUUUUUUUUUUUUCAUCUACCGCACUCUGCUUAUUCGCUCACUGUCGUCUCUUUGCCUCUGCCGAGCUCAACCGACCGUGAAGCAUAGGCCGUUCUCUCCUUCUCCUUCUAAGAUUGUGGGCGGCGAUCUCAACUUAGGUUAAGCAGGUACUAGAAUCAAAUGUUUGCAUCUAUUCCAUUUUAUGAGAAUUUUGAGAGUAAUAUUUUUAGGAUGAUUGGCUUGUAGAAUUAUAAGGUUCUCAAUCACAUACUCAAGGACAUUUUACUUGCAAUGCAAUGGAUUCACCUGAUCAUAGUCGGAAUUAUGUGAAAAGAGAUACUGAGGAUAGCUCAGAUGUCAAGAGUGAUAGGGCAGGGGAUGAUGAAGAAUGGGAGGGCAGUGAUAAAAGGAAGCAUAGAUCAAGCAAGUCUAGAAAGUCCAGCAUUGGAGAAGAUGCUGAAGCACAAGAUGGCAGUGGAAGAAGAAGAAGUUCGGGGGACAGGAAUGAGAAUCGUAAAAGGUCAGGUGGGGGCUCUAGCAGAGCAGGUAGUGAUGAUGAUGAUUAUGAAACAAGAAAAGACUUGCGCUCAAAGCAAAUCAAGAAAAAACAAGAGGAAAGUAGCUUGGAAAAAUUGAGCAGUUGGUAUCAGGAUGGAGAAUUAGAUAACAGGCAGGUUGGGGAAAAGUCUGGAAGUAAAGGGUACAGUAGGCCUGAUGAAAGCGAGAGAAAGAAAAUGACAUCGAAGAUCUCAGAACAUGAGAGUUCUCGUAGUGGAAGCAAAAGUAAAGAAGAAAGGUCCCAUGAUGGAGAGCCUGAAAAGACACAAGACAGAGAUUCUAAGUACUCAGAUAGGAGAGAAAGUGGCCGGGAGAAGGCUCAUGGUUCUACUGAGCUGGGAAGAACUUCUAGGAGGAGAUGGGAUGAAUCAGCUAUAGGAAAAAAAGCUGAAGAAAGUCAUCAUGAAAAGGCUGAUCUCAGGAGCGGAAAGGGUUCUGAUUCCAAAUAUGAGAAUUCUAAAGACAGAAGUACAUCUGCGAGGAUUGAACCCAGUGAGGGUAAAAGCAGAGUUGUAGAUUCAAACAAUGAAAAGGGUGUCAAAGCCAACUAUAGAGAAGAAAGAAGAGCUGAUGGAGAGAGAAACAGGAGCAAAAGCAGAUCAGAAGCUUUAGAUGAGGAUGAUAAGGGCAGUCCUAUUACUCGUGAAGACAGAUCAGGUCGGGAGAAAAAUGAGAAGCAUAGACAGCAGAGAACUGCCACAAGUAGGGAUGCUGUUGACAGCCGUGAAAGGUCUUCCAAUGCAGAUGAAGAUGGAAACAUUUGGGUAAGAGAUAAAAAUGCAAGAGAAGUUGCUCGCUCUAACAGGUCCAGGACCCCGGAGAGGAGUGCAAGGCGUCAUCAAGAAUCACAGUACUCUGAGAUGGAGUAUGAAAGAAGCUCAGACAUUAGGAGGAAGGAUAUAGAAAAGGAUGGCUAUAGAGAUGAUAGGUCGAAGGGCAGGGAUGACAGCUGGAGUGAGAGGAAUAGAGAUCGGGAAAGUUCAAAAGAUAGUUGGAAAAGAAGGCAAUCUAGUGGCAAUGAUAGAGAGUCAAAAGAUGUAGACAUUGUUUAUGAUCGUGGCAGAGAUUGGGAACCAAGACACGGUCGUGAUAGGAAUGACAAUGAAAGGCCUCAUGGUCGAACUAGGGGUGAAGCAGUAAAAACAUCAUCAAAUUUUGGAAUAUCAAAUGAGAACUAUGAUGUGAUAGAGAUCCAAACAAAGCCUCUUGAUUAUGGACGAGCAGAUUCUGGACCCAACUUUGCCAAGAGAACUGAGCUUGGGCAGCAAUCUGAAGGAAAAUCAGCACCAAAUGCUGAAGAAUGGGCUCAUACACGAGAUGAAAGGUCAAGGAGACAUGAUUUAUAUGGUUCUGCACCUUUUGCUGAUGAUACAAAGGAAAGGUAUACUGAUGAUGUUGCGUCUAUGCGAGAUCCUAGUUCAUGGAGGGAUGAAAUGGACUACCAGACAGGGAAAGGAAGAGGACCGAGAGGGGCAGUGUCUGGCCGGGGUGCUGGUGGCCAAAGUUCCAGUGGUGGUUCACAGCUGCCGUAUGGAAACCAGGAACCAGGUUCCUUCUCCAGAGCUUCUCUGCAGGGAGUGAAAGGGAGUAGAGUAGGGAGGGGAGGAAGGGGUAGGCCCACAGUUAGAGACAACCAACCAGUCCAAUUGCCCAUCAUGGGAUCUCCUUUUGGGCCUAUUGGAGUUCCACCACCUGGACCAAUGCAGCCACUCGGCCCCAGUAUGUCACCUGCUCCAGGUCCUCCAAUUUCACCUAAUGUCUUUAUUCCACCAUUUUCUCCACCAGUAGUUUGGCCUGGGGCACGAGGUGUAGAUAUAAAUAUGCUAGGCAUGCCACCAGCGCUCUCUCCUGUUCCUCCUGGUCCAUCAGCCCCAAGAUUUCCUCCUAACAUGGGUACUCCAGCAAACCCUGCUAUGUUUUUCAAUCAGGCAGGACCUGGGAGAGGAGUGCCUCCAAACAUGUCUGGUCCUGGUUUUAAUGCUGCAGGAUCAGUCAGUCGAGGAACAGCACCAGAUAAGGCCUCAGGGGGUUGGGUGCCUCCUAGAAAUGGUGGACCUGCUGGUAAAGCUCCUUCAAGAGGAGAACAGAAUGAUUACUCACAGAAUUUUGUAGAUACUGGUAUGCGACCCCAGAAUUUUAUCAGGGAGUUAGAACUUACCAAUGUUGUAGAGGACUACCCCAAGCUUAGGGAGCUUAUACAGAAAAAGGAUGAGAUUGUGGCUAAGUCUGCCUCUACCCCCAUGUAUUUGAAGAGUGACCUGCAUGAGUUUGAGCUGUCCCCGGAGUUCUUUGGGACCAAGUUUGAUGUGAUUCUUGUGGACCCCCCUUGGGAAGAAUAUGUUCAUCGAGCUCCGGGUGUUGCAGACCAUAUGGAGUAUUGGACAUUUGAAGAAAUAUUGAAUCUCAAGAUUGAGGCAAUAGCAGAUACACCAUCUUUUAUCUUCCUCUGGGUGGGCGAUGGUGUGGGACUUGAGCAAGGUCGUCAAUGUUUAAAGAAGUUCUUCAUGCUUCAGUGGGGAUUUAGAAGAUGUGAGGAUAUUUGUUGGGUGAAGACCAAUAAAACUAAUGCAACUCCAGGGUUACGGCAUGAUUCUCAUACUUUGUUUCAGCACUCAAAGGAACAUUGCCUGAUGGGUAUAAAGGGAACUGUUCGUCGCAGCACUGAUGGUCAUAUAAUCCAUGCUAAUAUUGAUACUGAUGUAAUUAUUGCUGAGGAACCUCCUUAUGGUUCAACUCAAAAGCCUGAAGAUAUGUAUCGUAUAAUUGAGCAUUUCUCCCUUGGCCGUAGAAGGCUUGAGCUUUUUGGUGAAGACCACAAUAUUAGAUCUGGUUGGUUGACUGUUGGUAAAGGACUAUCCUCAUCAAAUUUCAAUGCUGAGGCAUACGUCAGGAAUUUUGCUGAUGAGGAUGGGAAAGUUUGGCAAGGAGGUGGUGGAAGAAAUCCUCCUCCAGAGGCACCACAUCUUGUCAUGACCACCCCGGAAAUAGAGGCUUUACGGCCAAAGUCACCAAUGAAGAACCAGCAGCAGCUGCAGCAACAACAAUCAGCAUCCAUUUCUUUAACGACAGCCAAUUCCUCCAACAGGAGGGCAGCCGGAAAUUCUCCACAGAAUCCAAGCACUUUCAGUUUAAACCAAGAGGCAUCAGGCUCUAACCCUUCAACUCCAGCUACUUGGGCUUCGCCAAUGGAGGGCUUUAGAUGACAAGAAAGCCGGAAUAGUCACAGCUUUGCCAUUCAAGAGAAAGAGAGAUAGUAACCUGUAAUGCUUUCAACAUUUUAUGAUUAUAGUUGGUAUUAAUGUUACCUCAUUUUAGAUUUGACAGUACAGUGAGUUAUUGGUAGUUGAAAUUUUGACUUUUCAAUACAAUAUUGUUUAGAUUUGAAAGCAAUUUUGUGUCCAAAAGGUGGGCUCAAUUAUUUUCUUUACUGGUA